Schizophyllum commune H4-8 is the source of this 609-nucleotide messenger RNA. RefSeq lists its product as uncharacterized. The transcript has 2 exons. NCBI's taxonomy places the organism in Eukaryota, Fungi, Basidiomycota, Agaricomycetes, Agaricales, Schizophyllaceae. The record is from RefSeq and is a predicted model, not a curated record. Bases 1 to 609 code for a protein of 202 amino acids.
AUGGAUAUACUAGGUUCCGUCCAUGUGGACACUGUUGAUGGAGAGGGAGAACCGCCGUCCAUUCUCCCGUCUGCGGCCGACGAAGCACGCCUCAUGGCCCGGGAAGAGCGCAUACGCCACUACGAGACCAUCCUCAUCUUCUGCGGCAGUCACUGCGGCUUCUGCCUUGUACAGGCCCUCAUCGCAGGCAGGCAAGCCCCCACCCCCAAGAUGGCCCACGACAUCAACAUAUGCCCUGGCCUCAGCCAAGAAGAGCGCCUGGGGUUUUACUCCCUGCGAAGGGCCAUCCGUUACACGCACGGACACCACCUCUGCUACCGCUGCCACAUCUCGGCAAUGGGAAUGAACCGACUGCACCCUGACUUUGUGCGUGGGGGGCACCCGCACGCACGGGUUGGGCUCCCCCUCGCGUGGGCCGUCUGGCGCGACCCGGAGUUGAAGGCGGCGGCGUUCGGCGAUCUGGUUCAGUCCUCGCCCCUCGCGAUGUCACGCGGCCAUAGCUGGGCCACCAUUGACGGGUUCAGGGCGUGGAUCGAGGACAAGGACGCUACGGAGGAGCCGUCGAGCGUCAUGGCGCUGAUGGACUUUGUGUACAGGCGUUUUAUGUAG